Funneliformis mosseae is the source of this 481-nucleotide messenger RNA. NCBI's taxonomy places the organism in Eukaryota, Fungi, Glomeromycota, Glomeromycetes, Glomerales, Glomeraceae. The record is from the annotation of a GenBank genome assembly.
GAUAUUUACAAUUGACACAAAUGGCGAAGUGAAGCUGCAAUUAUUGUCAGGAUAUAAAUCAUCAUAUGUGGAUCUAAGUGAUCUAGUGGAUCAAAUGUUUCCUCACAUUACAUGGGAUACAGUUUAUAAUGAUUGGAAUUAUUGGAAGCCUCCUUUGCCGGAAAUUGAAAUUCCCACAGAAAUAUAUGAAAAUCAACCAAUAUCAUCAUCACCAAAGAGUUCAGUUGCUAUAAUUGGAUCACCUCGUUUAGGAAUGAUUCGAACUUUGACCGGAACUAUAACUGGAAGCAACAAUAUGAAUCAACAGAAGAAAGCAGUUCAGUCAACACCAGGCAUGUUAGAAUCAUCAGGAAAUCCUACAUCAGAUAAAAUAAAUGAGAAUGAUCUCAUAAUAGCAAAUAGUAGAAUCGUAUAUGUUGGAGGAGAUGUUGAUAUGCCAGGUAGAAUGGACAUUUAUGAAAAUGAAGAAGGUAGAAGUAUG